GCGCUUUGCACCUGUUUCGAGCGCUAUUAGUGCCUACUAGAAUUGACGGCAAACUCUAGAACGUCAACGCGUUCAGCAGAUGCCGUAUGAUUGCCGUAUCCGACUCCACCAGCGACAACUUUUACAAAAAUAAAGCGGUUUUCCCUAGCUGCUCUUGCUCUUUUUUCUAAGCGGCAAAGGAAAACACGCCAACUCUAUAAUAAUAUCUCAAUUGGGCCGUUUCUCCACCAUAUAAUUAUUGCGGUUUCUCGCAAAUGAUAAUGAAACUCUUCAUCUGUCUGUCAAUAAGAACAGCCAUGGCAACAAAAUAACAAGUCUAUUUGAUCUGGUGGGCAGAUUUUCUCGCCACAUAGCAAGCCUUGGCAGUCAAGUGGCGUCAGUCUUAACAGUUGACUGAUAUUUUGACAGUCGCAACGAGCGGUCGGAAGUGCAUCGCUUUAUAUACUGAAACAGAUUUUGCCAUCCAGCCUCGGGAAGAGCUAUAUACGUAUACAUCGUUUUCCGCUGAAUGGCGUGUUCGAAGAAAAACUGGGCCUACACUUUCAUCGGAUUUGGGAUUGCGUUUCUGGUGAUCGGCAUCGUUGUCGGAUUCGUUAUUCCGAAAAUCGUCAUCGGCAUUGUCGAGGAUAAAGUAUGCGUGGAUUCUUUCUCAGACUCCAACUACGGCGACUGGAAAAAAGAGCAACCUGAUCGCGUUCUUACGAAACUCUAUUACUGGCAGAUAACAAACAAAGAUGAUUUUCUUUAUAAUGGAAAGUAUCCCAACCUUGAAGAACGUGGUCCAUACGUUUACAAGCAAGCAGCUGAGAAAAUCAACGUCUCUUUCGGGGAAAAUAAACGUUCAUCAAAGACGUGGAUGAAAAAGGCCAAAUUUUUUAAAGAGGAAUCUUGUGAUGACUGCGAAGAGGAUGACAAGAUCACCAUCUUAAAUGCUGGCUACUUAGGUUUGAUGAAGAAGUUUGGAGGUGAUCAGGGAUUCGCAAUGUUCUCUCUACCCGGGUCUAUAUCAUUCAUCCUACAGCAGUUUAACUAUUCCUUCGAAGAGUUGGGCAACACGCGAAACACGUCGUGGAACGACCCGACCCAAUCCGGGUGGAAAAAUCCUGGCUUUGGAGCAUGGAUUCAUGCAAUGCAACCGAAAUACAACACGUCGACAAAUUUCACGAGUUCUGAAAUGAAAGGACUCUAUGAAGUCUUGAGAAACAAGAGCUUACUUUUCGGCGAAACGGAUACAAACGCGACGUUGAAAAAAGAUUGCGAAGGGAACAGAAAUCCUGUUCAGGAAAAGUGCGGAUUUUUAGCCCAAAUGACGGCGAUGACCAACACAACGAAAACGAAACUCUCUGGUCUGAAUGGGUUAAUUUCUAGUACAUUAUGUCUAAAUGCUGCCACACAGUGUUUUAACAGAACCAACUUGUUCCGAGCGAUUCUUCCAUAUAUACAGCAUGUCAGCAAAUUCACAAUGUGGCUUCUCGUCGGCUCCCGAUCAUACGAACUGGUCACCACGAGAUCACAGAAGGAUAUCGCUUUAGGGUACACCAUGGAGAUUGGCCCUGAAAAGAUUCCAAUACCCGGAAUUGUGAGAGGUUAUGACAAUGAAAGUGAAGCUGAAAAAGUUGCCAAAACAGAAACUUUCUAUACCUGUGAAGCCGGAGACAGCAAAAAACAUCAAUGGGCGGAGUUCGACGGGAAGUCCAGCGUCUCUGGGAUCCCCGGCAUAUCAGAAAAAGACGCGACGGUGAAGGGUUACUCACAGACGGUACCUCGUUCAGAAACGGCCGACAAACCCUGUGCGUUCUCACACGAGCUACCUUUUAAGAAACUCGAACUAUUUGCAAGUCAACUUGGUUUGGGCGUCGAAUUGCAAUACACAAGUGAAGCAUCGCUCCAUGGCCUUGACCUGAAAAGAUUUACGCCCCACAAGGAUACGUUUCUGAAUAACAGCGGUGUUCAUGAAGGAUACAUUUAUUACUCGUUGGGACAAGGUGGGGUACCGGUUUACGUAAGCCUAGCUCAUCGACUAUACGCCAAAAAAGACUACCCGUUGUCCUUUAACCAGUCACCCAAAGCAGCGAAACACGAAAGCAUGGCAGACGUGGAACCCGUUACAGGCAUAACAAUAAGAGGCCUCAUGAGACUACAGAUGAACGCAGCAAUAAAAAGUAACAUGGUGACAGUAGAACGGAUCAGGGGGGCCCUAAACAUCUCAUUUCUCGCCGAGGAAAAUGAUGUGCUGUAUCGUAAAAGCAUUCCAGUUCUGUGGGGAGAAUACGGAGGUCAGGCGACGAAAGACGAUAUUGACGACAUCAAGAAGCAGGUUAUCGGAACGCUGGGUCUGGCCUGCGGUGUUCUUAUCGCAGUUCCUGUACUUGGUGGCAUAUUCAUUAUCGUUGCCGUCGUUCUCUUAGUAAUCACCGCUAAGGCUAAUCAAAUUUCAGAAAUGAGCAAGUGAUAUAUCAAAUCAGGACCUGCAGACCUGCACAUUAAUUUUAAAAUGUUGUCAAAUUUCUUAUCUUCGCCCUUUAAGUCACCUGAAAAAUUUGAUAUGCUUUUCUUUGGUUUCUUACGUUUUUGUGGUUCUUGAAUGUUGUCAGUGAUCAAUGAAGUGGACAAUUCUUCUGGGUGGACAAAGCAUAUUAUAUUUCAAUGACCACCGACGAUAGACGUCGCUGAUGAAUUACGAUGUACAUGAAAACCAGGCUUAGCACAGCUUUCCAUUCAAGUGCAAAAUGACGCGCGGUCGACUUUUUGCGGACGCUUUAUUUUAGACGCAAACAGUCAAACGGAACUGAUCUCAUUAGAUCAGCUGGACUGCAACGCAUUUCAAAAUUAGUCUAGUUUAUUAAAAAAUGUUACAAAUUGCAGCUGCGAAGCUGAAUACCGGCUACAAUUAUAAAGAAAAAUGAAAUAGGAAAAUAUUUACACUACAGCUAAUUAGUUUAUAGCAAGGCUAUUAAUAUAUUUACAAUUUGCUGCUUCAAAAACUCUAACCGACGGCGGAAUAAAAGGACUUGAAAAUCUAUUUGUCUUUGCUUUGUCAGUGAAAAGGCGAAAUUAAAAAAAAUACGAUUACAAAAAAUCGACCGUUUGCAUUGAAUGGAAAUCUCUUAAUGCUGAUAGUAGCGUAGCAACAAGCCUGGCGGUUUAAUCAGGCUAUGUUAAUAUUUCUGUGUUCAUUGACUGUGAAAUCUCAAAAGUGUCAUAAGAGCGGUCGUAUUCAUGUAGUUUUAAAGUGCCUACAUCACUCGUUGGAUCUUUAUGCGUUUGAAAAGAACGUAAAAAGUUAGUUAAUAUAUUAAAAAACGUUUUUUGAUUUAGUGCAAUAAUUUCGAAGA
Molecule: messenger RNA, 3335 nt
Organism: Dendronephthya gigantea
Lineage: Eukaryota; Metazoa; Cnidaria; Anthozoa; Malacalcyonacea; Nephtheidae
Exons: 7
Coding region: 509-2452 (647 amino acids)
Cellular component (GO): cytoplasm; membrane
Molecular function (GO): scavenger receptor activity
Source: RefSeq, a predicted model, not a curated record